Molecule: messenger RNA, 2371 nt
Organism: Syzygium oleosum
Lineage: Eukaryota; Viridiplantae; Streptophyta; Magnoliopsida; Myrtales; Myrtaceae
Product: LRR receptor-like serine/threonine-protein kinase FLS2
Exons: 1
Coding region: 1010-2308 (432 amino acids)
Molecular function (GO): protein binding
Source: RefSeq, a predicted model, not a curated record
GAAGGGAACGACUCAAGGCAAAUAAAAUUUAGUUGAGCUUGGUAAAGGAGACUUGCAAUUUGCACUUCCACAAGUGCUGAGUCCUCAUUUCUAAUGUUUAAAUUCCUCUGCAACACAGCUUCACGAGAUCCCCCAUCGUAUCAAAUUUGGAAGGUUGGAUCCAAAUUACUAUACGAUUUCAAAUCGAGAAAAGAACAACCUCAAGCAUACUACCCUAUCGACACUUCAAGGAGCAUGACCAAAUUUUCUCCUCACUUAUCACUGUUGGCAGCAUUUCCUCUCUCUGUCCUACGAGUUUCUGCUCCGGAGUUGCUACAUUCACAUGAAAUUCCAGGCCAGGAAUGAGUGACCCGCCAUGGGCCCAGCAGGUACCAUAAUCUCGUAUCGUUUUCAACGAGAAAUUUACGGUGGUUACUAACUAGCAACUGCCCUCGGGGACAACUCGACCACAACCUUUUUAUCCUAGUCCAAACUUUGAACCACAACUAGCACUAGACCAGUCCCCUGCCUAAACCAAACGAAACAGUAACAUCCCUCUGUUUCUAUAAUUCUUCAUCUCCUCCUCUCCUCGCUACAAGACACGCAUGUAGCUUCAAUCCUCCAUGGCAAUUUGAGCUCAAGGACUAGAGAGAGAGAGAGGGAGGGAGAAAACUCUGACAGACUUUCCCGUGAGCCCCGUGAGCUUAAAAAGAUCGCUGAGAUCAAGACAUCUCUCUCUCUCUCUCUCUCUCCCUCACUGCCUCUGCCUUUGCCUUUGCCUUUGCCAUUGCCAAUGCUGUUCCCCCACUUUGCAGUUUGUACUCUUUCUCUCACCACCCAUUAAAUUCUCCCUCCCCACUUUCUCCUCCAUCGAGAAACCAUCCUCUUCGAUCGGACGGUUCCCGAUCAUCCCUCUCUCUCUCUCUCUCUCUCUGCUGCAAAAGCAGAGCACUCUCUGCCUUUUUCUCUUAUCUUCUUCCUCGUGGAGCCUCGCAACAGCUGAUCAUCUUUCAAUUGCCAGAAUAUAUUCAUGAAGAAAAUGGGCUCUCGAUCUUCCGUGAUCUUGCUCUUCCUAUCGACCCAGCUGUCGCUCUUGCUCGGAGCAAGCGCGGGGACUUACUGGGGAGACACGGCGGUCCUGAAGCAGCUCAAGGGCGCGCUGGACCCCAGCUCGGUGAGCCCCGGCUCGUGCGUCGCCUCGUGGGACUUCGCCGCCGACCCCUGCGACGCCCUCUUCAGCGACAAGUUCACCUGCGGCUUCCGCUGCGACGCCGUCGACGACUCCGGCGCCAGCCGGCUCACCGAGCUCGCCCUCGACCAGGCCGGCUACUCCGGCCCUCUCGCCUCCGUCUCCUGGGACCUCCCUUACCUCCAGACCCUCGACCUCUCCGGCAACUACUUCGCCGGGCCCAUCCCCGCCUCCCUCUCCAACCUGACGCGGCUGAGCCGGCUCGGCCUGUCCCGCAACUCGCUCUCCGGCUGGAUCCCCGACUCGGUCUCCUCCCUCUCCAGCCUCGAGGAGCUCUACCUGGACGGCAACGAGCUCGAGGGCUCGAUCCCCGCGAGCCUCGGCGCCCUCUCCAGCCUGACCCGGCUCGAGGUCCAGUCCAACAAGCUCGCCGGCGAGUUGCCGGCGGGGGCGCUGGGCUCGCUCGUCAGCCUGCUCUACCUGGACGCGAGCGACAACGCGAUCUCCGGCGAGAUCCCACGAGCGCUCCCGCCGUCCCUCGUCCAAUUCACGAUGAGGAACAACUCCCUGGAGGGAGAGCUAGCCCCCGAGACCCUCCAGCUCGCGAGCUCGCUCCAAGUCCUCGACCUGAGCCACAACAAGCUCGCCGGCCCGGUCCCCUCCGCCCUGUUCACCCACCCGUCGCUCCAGCAGCUCACGCUCUCCUCCAACGGCUUCGACUCCAUACAAUCCCCGACCUCCCCGUUCCCCCAGAGCGAGCUCAUCGCGGUCGACCUGAGCGACAACCGGAUCAGGGGGCUCCUCCCCGCGUUCAUGGCGGCCAUGCCGACGCUGUCGGCGCUGGCGCUGGAGAACAACCAGUUCUCCGGGGCGAUACCGACGGAGUACGCGCAGAGGGCGGCGGCGCCGGCGCAGGGGGCGGCGCGGCUGGAGAGGCUGAUGCUGGGCGGGAACUACCUGAUGGGGCCGAUACCGGCGCCGCUGCUGGGGCUGGGGUGGGGCGGCGGCGAGGAGGAGGAGGUGAGGGUGAGCCUGGGCGGGAACUGCCUGUACAGAUGCCCGGCCCGCUUCUUCUUCUGCCAGGGGGCCGAUCAGAGGUCGGCGGCGGAGUGCAAGAGCUUCGGCCCUGUCAUUCCUUAGAGCGCUGUUUGUACGUACUACGUUGUACGUGACUACGUUGUGGUGGUGGUGGUGGUGGUGGCG